AUAACAAGUCCACAUACACACACGUUUUAUGUUUGGGUCUGUGUUCACUUCUCUCAAAACUACACGAAAGCAUAUUGUAACAGAAAACAGCGCAACAAUAUGGAAGACACAAUGAAAACACAAAAUGUUCUAAGUGUGAACAAAACCCUGCCUUAUGAUGCCACCUUUCUCAAGGUAUUCAUUUCACUGCCUCAAAUUAAUGAGAUCGCAUCGAGCAUAUCGAAGAAUUCGAUCGUGGAAGGUGCCAAUGAAAUUGCUUGGGCUCUGAAGGCCUUAAUGUUGACGGAUUUGACGACCUUGGCCGGGGAUGAUACGGCGGCAAAUGUGCGCCGGCUUUGUGUGCGCGCCUGUUUGCCCUUUGAACCGGAGCUCUUUGAUAAAUACGUUGAGCGCCGGCUACUUCCGGAAAUUCAUUGUGCCGCUGUUUGUGUGUAUCCCGCUCGAGUGGAGGAUGCCCAUAAGACAUUGAAGCAGUAUGGCAAAUUGAAGGAUAUUUCCAUAGCAGCAGUGGCCACCGGUUUUCCCACUGGCCAAUAUGGACUACAGACGCGUCUGGGGGAGAUUGGUUAUGCUAUUGAGGCAGGUGCCACAGAGAUCGAUAUUGUUAUCAAUCGACAGCUGGCACUGGUGGGCGACUGGGAAGGUGUCUACAACGAGGUGGUCCUCAUGCGAAAGGCCUGCGGUGAGCGUGCGCAUCUGAAGACAAUCUUGGCCAUCGGCGAGCUUGGCUCGAUGGAGAAUGUGUACAAGGCGUCCAUGGUGUGCAUGCUGGCGGGCGCAGAUUUCAUUAAAACGUCCACGGGCAAGGAGGCGGUGAAUGCUACGCUGCCCGUUGGCCUAGUUAUGAUCUUUGCCAUACAGGAGUUCAAGCGACGCACUGGCCAAAUUGUGGGCCUGAAACCAGCGGGCGGUGUGAGAACUGUACGGGAUGCAAUUGCCUGGAUGACGUUGGUCAAACAGACGCUUGGUAUGCACUGGCUGCAGCCGCAUCUCUUCCGUUUCGGUGCCUCCGGUCUGCUCGACGAUGUCGAGAAAGUUGUGCGCGAUGGUAUCGCCAAACUGAAGCAGGCUUAGCCUAUAUUUUUGUUAACGUAUAUAAUACUCUUUAUAACUAAAACAAUUACAUUGUCAACUUGUGGCCCAUUGUUCUGCUUGUUUCCUGUGACGUCUAUUGUGAAUUUAUUCCCACAUUUAUAAAUAUAUUUUUGCAUCUUUUGAA
Molecule: messenger RNA, 1219 nt
Organism: Drosophila grimshawi
Lineage: Eukaryota; Metazoa; Arthropoda; Insecta; Diptera; Drosophilidae
Gene: Dera
Product: deoxyribose-phosphate aldolase
Exons: 4
Coding region: 100-1074 (324 amino acids)
Biological process (GO): carbohydrate catabolic process; deoxyribonucleotide catabolic process
Cellular component (GO): cytoplasm
Molecular function (GO): deoxyribose-phosphate aldolase activity
Source: RefSeq, a predicted model, not a curated record